GAAGAAUCAAAUCAGGAAACUGUCAUCGAUCGCUCGAAUAUCUCAUUUUUCUGAUCUGCUUUGCCUAAGUCUCAUUCAAGAUGCCCGCUACCACUGCGUCCCUUCCACCCAGCUCAGCCCUCCAGAAUAUACUCAACACACAAACUCCUACACCCCCCAAUACUCCUCACCCAGCCCACCUCCACCAUCUCGCAAGUGCCAUCCUCCAAAAUCUGCAGUUCCAACAUGACUGGACCUCCCUAACUUUGCACACCCACUCAACCGUCACUAAGCUUCCCCUCCCUCGACCUUUGAUAUCCGGACUCCCUCCCCGCCGCGCUUAUAUUCAUCCCGACGAACAAGUAGAAAUCCUCAAAGCCGAGCAUGAGACUGGAGAAUCUAUUGCACAAUUCCCCGAGCGUGAAUGGGUCUUACCAACACACUUGGACGAGAAAUGGAAUUUGGCACGGUUCGCGGAGGUUUUUGAUGCAGUAGGAACGGUACCUGAGGGGAAAGGAGCUGAGGGGAGGAACGAGAGUGCGGAGGAGAAGAAUAUUGUGGGUGCAAAGUGGCAGGGAGACAAUAGGCAGAAGAGGAUUCUUUUGGCGACUUUGCAUGAUGACAGUACGGUUGUGUACUAUAUCAUGCAUGAUGGAAUUGUAAAGCCGAGACAGAACUGAAAGACGUCUGAUUGGAAUGGCCAGCCCAGGAGCAAUCUGGAUAUCAUCAUGCCUCGAGCAUGAAUGCAGCGGCAGGGACCUUUAAAUUUCCAGCGUGCAUGAGUCCGAGACCUCGACAGCAAACCUAGAUACUCAGUUCCUUUAUUCAGCAGAGCCUACCCGUCAUCCCAGUACUUUCUCAUAAGUUCUGUUCAAAAAGCCGAAAUUUUCGGUAUAGCCAUGCGACAACAACAAGGCGCAUACUUCUCAUGCCAUUGUGCGGGAGAUUACACAGUAUAUCAAUGACGGUGCAGGUGACUUGGACAUGGCAAUAUGGAUUUAUACUCGAUAUCAAUCCAUCGAGAUCUGGCAUACUGGAACUAUGGUAUUCGAAUUCAACGGCAAUACCGACACCAUUCUUUCAUAUACAGAGUAUACACUGAGGAAUCAGUCCGCGGAGGCCGUUAAAAACGGAACAUGCAUGUCAUAAUCUUGUGGGUAGAUCUCAUACCGUCAUUACCCUCCAAGAAUUAGAGCGCUUUAGAUGCUUCGAGCUCGUGGGAAGAUACAUAGGACAUCAACAGCAGAACGAAUACGGAAUAAUCGAAAUAUAGAUGUGCUCCCAAUGAUCAGAUAUAUUCAACAAGCUCAUUAUAACACCUUCCCCGACAGUCCAUCUCACGGUCUCACCUGGGGUUUCAUAAAACGAAGCCAUGCCCUUCCCACCACGAAACAUCAUCAAGCGUAAGCUCGCGCCGUAGCUUAGUUCUCUUUACCAUCACUUGCAUCAUAGCCACUGUAAUAUUCGGAGCUCUCUCUACCCAGUACACUUUUAUCUGUGCAAGUUAUCUGAUAGAUUAGCAGCUGCAUCCAAUACAACAAAUUAAAUCCAACAU
Molecule: messenger RNA, 1534 nt
Organism: Sclerotinia trifoliorum
Lineage: Eukaryota; Fungi; Ascomycota; Leotiomycetes; Helotiales; Sclerotiniaceae
Source: the annotation of a GenBank genome assembly